Molecule: messenger RNA, 2756 nt
Organism: Podarcis raffonei (Aeolian wall lizard)
Lineage: Eukaryota; Metazoa; Chordata; Lepidosauria; Squamata; Lacertidae
Product: guanine nucleotide-binding protein subunit alpha-15-like
Exons: 7
Coding region: 57-1178 (373 amino acids)
Biological process (GO): phospholipase C-activating dopamine receptor signaling pathway; action potential; adenylate cyclase-modulating G protein-coupled receptor signaling pathway
Cellular component (GO): heterotrimeric G-protein complex
Molecular function (GO): G protein-coupled receptor binding; G-protein beta/gamma-subunit complex binding; GTPase activity
Source: RefSeq, a predicted model, not a curated record
CUUUUCCGUCUGGUCCGAGAUUGGUAAGGGGGGAUCCCAUCUCACGUCUCGCCACGAUGGUCUGGUGCAUCUGCUUUCUGUCCGAGGAAGAGAAAAACGCAGUCGCCAUAGAUAAAGAAAUCAACCGGCUUCUCCAGGAGCAGAAAAAGCGAGAUCGGUGGGAGCUGAAGUUGCUUUUGCUCGGUACUGGAGAGAGUGGGAAAAGCACCUUCAUCAAACAGAUGAGAAUAAUCCAUGGCUUGGGCUAUACGGAGGAAGACCGCAAAGAAUUUGCCAAGGUGGUUUAUCAGAACAUCUUUAUGUCCAUCCAGGCUAUGGUCAAGGCUAUGGACAUUCUCCAGAUCUCCUAUGCCCAGCAGGAAAAUGCGCAAAAUGCUCAGCUGCUGAUGGCUGUGGAUACUUACAAAAUGAAGGAGAUGGAUGCGCACCAUGCACGGAUGAUCAAAAGCCUGUGGAGGGAUGGCGGGAUCCGAACUUGCUACCAGAGGCGAAGCGAGUACCAUUUGCUGGAUUCCACUUUCUACUUCCUGUCCAACCUGGACCGCAUUGCAGCGGCAGGGUACGUGCCGAGCCCACAGGACAUCCUGCGGACGCGGGUGCCGACGACGGGCAUCAACGAGUACUGCUUUUCGGUGCAGAAGGUGAGGCUCAGGAUCGUUGAUGUAGGCGGACAGAGGUCGGAGCGCCGUAAAUGGAUCCACUGUUUUGAGAACGUGAUUGCCCUGAUCUACUUGGCUUCUCUCAGUGAAUAUGACCAAUGUCUGGAGGAGAACACAAGUGAAAACCGGAUGAGGGAGAGUCUCGACCUCUUCAGAACCAUCCUGGAGCUUCCAUGGUUCUGGAAUACCUCCAUCAUCCUUUUCCUCAACAAGGUGGACAUCCUGGAGGAGAAGAUCUUGAGUUCUGACCUGGCUGCUUAUUUCCCAAGUUUCCCAGGCCCCAAGCGAGACGCUCACGCAGCCAAGCAGUUCAUCCUUGAAAUGUACAUGGACAUCUUCAGGAAGUUCUUGGUCCCUGGUGGCGACUUCGGAGGGGGUCCUUCCGGCGACGUCCACAGGCCACGGAUCCUUUACUUCCACUUCACCUGUGCCACGGACACGCAGAACAUUGGCACGGUUUUCGAGGACAUUAAGGAUGCGGUCCUGGCUGCCUACCUUGAUGAGUUCAACCUGGUCUAGAAGGGUCUUGCGGACACUUCUAAAGGAUCCCAAUGACUCCACCCGUUUGCCUUAGAGGAGGCCUGGCGCAUGGAAUGCAAAACCGGCGGCUCUAAAGGUCCAUUUUAAAACACCGGCGGGCACCGAGAUCUGUCCAGCAGCAUCACCCCUAGGGAAUCCCAGAGGUAGGAGGGCAGACCUGGCUACUGCAGGCUGAGACCCGCUCCAUUCAAAAGGGAUUUCAAAACCCUGUGCUCUUUGGCGCCACCCUGCAUAGCUGUCAAGCGUCCCUUAUUUGGCGGGACAGUCCCUUAUCCUAGCGCCGUGUCCCGCUGCUGUCCCUUAUUGAUGAUGUCCCUUAAAUUUCCCGGGUUUCAAAGGAAGCAGCUCCUCUCCCUCCCUCCCUGCCGGCCAGGGAGGAGGGAGGCUCCAACUGUGUUGCUUGGCUGCGUUGCUCACCCAAUAAGGAGUCUAAGAAUGACUGGGGGGUGGAGCUUGCAUGCCUUGUGCUGAUCAAAUCGGCUGCGUUGCCUGGGGACUCGCCUUUGCUCAGCGCUUCCCAGCAGAGAGGUGAGGGUGGUUUUCCUUGAGGCUUCGUUUGGCUGCUGGCUGGGCUUUCUGCCUUUGGCUUGGAGGGGCUCAGAAGUUGAACAUACCUGUGCUGGGAAAAUCCCUUAUAUUGGCUGCUGAUCCCUUAUUUUCAAGACUGCUGGUCCCUUAUUUUCAAAUCUGUAAGUUGAUAGCUAUGCCACCCUGAUGAAAAGAGAAACGGGAGCAGAACUCCUCGGUCUCUGCUUCCUGGUCCAUGUCCGGAACUUGGCCCUGCGGACAGCAUCAGUAUUGGCUGUUCCUUCCAGUCCACGGACAAUAUGUGGUUGAUGAGGGCUGGAUCUGUACGUUUCAGGAAAACGCGUUGUAAAGCUCAUAAUGGGAAAAUUGCCAGAGGAUCGGACUCUACAGCGCCAUCAGGUGUCACAGCGUUAUAACGCUGAAAACAAAACAAAGCAGCAACGUACCUGAGUCCUAGGCCUUGACUCCAGCUAACUUCCUGAGGCAGCGUUCACACAGCCGUUUGUUCCGUUCCCCUGCUUAUUUCUGCAUCAUAUUCGAGCUUUUGCACAACAUGAAACCGCUUCCGGAAACCUAGUGGAACAAGGUGGAGGUUUAGCUCUCGCAUCCGUGUUAUCUGCUCCAGAAACGAACUGUUCGCAGCCCCACCAGCCCAGAAAAUUGCAGGAGUAAAGUGACAGAAUCUGGGGCAGUAUAUGGUUUUCUUCCUACCUUUUUUUUGGGGGGGGGGAAUCAUGGGGGAGCAGAAGCCGGCACGUGCAGAAAGAGUGCCCUUUUCUUCUUGCAACCUGGACAAAUCUGUCAAAUCGGGUUUAUAUUUUCCCCUGAAUCUUAAUUUCACUUCUUCACAUUUCCACAGCAAUUUGCGAAGCACGCUGCGUUUAUUUUCCAGAUCCUCCUGUGAUAGGUCUGCCAGCGUCUUAGUGCAAAUUUCUUCUCAAUAAACACAUUUUUUUGUAUGCAUCUUUUUUUUUACUCACAUACACCUUUUUGCAAGCAAUAUUAAAAUGCAAGCAGAAUCGUAUUUCU